Molecule: messenger RNA, 585 nt
Organism: Paramecium pentaurelia
Lineage: Eukaryota; Ciliophora; Oligohymenophorea; Peniculida; Parameciidae
Source: the annotation of a GenBank genome assembly
AUUCUUCAAAUAUUCAUUACUUCUAUGGAUCCUGCUGAAAAGAGAAUGAAAGAUAUAAAAGAAGCUUUCGAUUAGUUUGAUACUGAUAACAAAGGCACUAUAUCAACAAAGGAAUUAGGUACUAUUCAUCAUAAGUUACCUUUUUUAGCUAAUAUCUUAAAAUAUUUGGGUCAAGACCCUUCUGAUGAAGAGUUGGACAAUUACAUGAAAGAAUUAGAUCCUGAAUCUACUGGUACAAUAGAUUUCUUGCAAAUGAUGAAAAUCUUAACUAAAGCAGUUAAAGAUGAUGAUACGAUUGAUGAAUUAAUGGCAGUACAUACAUCCUUUUAAAUGAACUUUUUUAGUCAUUUCGUGUUUUUGAUGUUGAUAAUACUGGUACAAUUCCAACUGCUGAGAUGAGAUAUAUUUUAAUAGAAAUGGGAGAAAAGAUGACAGCUUAAGAUGUUAAGGAUAUUUUAAAGGAAAUGGACCCAGAUGAUAGUGGAAUGUGCAAAUAUGUUGAUUAUGUCAAAAAAAAGUAUGAAGAUUUACAAGUAGCCAAAGCUAAGGCUGCUAAGCUUAAAGCUAAAAAAAAGAAGAAGUGAA